UCCUGUGGCUCCGAUAUGAGUUCAUCAAAGAAGAGGAAACUUAACUGGUCGGAGCUUUGUCCGGACGUGCUGCGAUUUGUCUUGGAACGAUUGAGUUUCACAGAUGUAAAUCGAGCUAAAUCAGUUUGUUUGGCGUGGCACUUAGCUUCGAGAGGCUGCGUCCCUAAACCAAAUCAGAUCCCAUGGCUGAUUCUCUUCCCUCACAAAGAGGAAGCCAACAACGACAGUAGCUGCGUGUUGUUCGUUCCAGAGGACAGAGACAAAGUUUACAAAACCAGAGAUCUCGGUGUUGACUUUGUGCGGAGUUGUUGUCUUGCUACUCACGGUAGCUGGCUCCUGAUGAUGGACAUUCAUUGGAAUCUCAACAUUCUGAAUCCUUUAACCGGUGAGAGGAUUGAUUUACCACUUGCAGGAAGAAAAAAAACUCCACCACCUCAAGAUGCUUGUUAUUUUGAUAAUGGACCACCCAAAGUUUGCCCAAGCCUAGCUUGUCUCUGGAUAGACGAUAGAAGCAAAUAUUACGUAGUUGCGUGGAACGAGAAGGUUACCAAGACAGGGAGUAACACUUGGCGAUGGCUUCCAUGUUCUCGUCUCAUGUCGGGAUGGGACAGAGAAGGAUCACAACUGGUCUACGAACACAGAGCUCAAAAGCUCUACUUCCAUAGUGUCGGUGAUGCUGUCAAGGUUUGGUGUUUAUCUGGUGAUGAUCCAAAACAGGUUUCUGAGGAUUAUGCUCCAAUCAAUUAUGAAUUUUGGGGAUUCCUCCCUGAUAGAAGCAAAGACGAGAAGUUGUAUCUGAAAGAAGAAGAGCGAUAUGUGAAAGGGUAUGUUGACAGCAGACUAACCAUCGCAGUGAGUAGAGUAUCUGGACGGGUUUUGAAGGUAGCCAUUGCGGAGCAAAAGUCCAAAAGGUGGUUCUUUCGCGUCUACGAGAUGCACCCUACAGAGCUUGCGUGGCAAGUAAUCGAUUCUUUGGGUGAUGAGGCCUUGAUCUUAGACAUGGGUAUCACAGUUGUAGCCAAAGACAUCCCAGGGAUCAAGAGGAACUCAAUCUAUUUCAGUGGUUUCGGUUAUAGGAGAAAGAACCCGGACCAUUUAUUUGUCUUUGAUCUCACCACCCACAAGGUUGAACCUUUGCCACAAUGCGUUUUCUCCUCCAUUCCUUUCACUGAUGCUCGAUGGUUCUUCCCGGGUUUCACCGCUUCAUUAACGAGAGUGAAACUUGGUGCAAUGGGGCAGAGCAAAAAGAAAGCUCAUCGGCGGAGACGAGAAGAAGAAGGAAUUCCGGGGAGUUCAUCAAACUGGUCGGAGCUUUGUCCGGAUUUGGUGCGAUGUGUUUUCAAACGACUGAGUUUCACCGCUCUGAAUCGGGCAAAAUCGGUUUGUUCUUCGUGGCACACUGCUUCCAGAGGCUGCAUCCCUAAACGGAAUCAGAUCCCAUGGCUGAUUCUCUUCCCUCGCAAAGAUUGCGUGUGGUUCGUCGUCCCAGAGGACAAAGACAAAGUCUACAGAACCAGAGAUCUCGGUUCUGACUUUGCAGAGAGUCUUUGUCUGAUGACUUGUGGUAGCUGGCUCUUGAUGUCCAACCCUAUGAAGGAUCUCUACAUGAUCAACCCUCUAACGGGUGAGAGGAUCGAUCUACCUGAUACUCCGAAACAUGGAGCAGACUUGAUAUUCGAGCAAGCUUGUUUUUGGAUAGACAACGAAACCAAAGAUUACAUAGUUCUGUUGGAGGUGUCCUUUUCUUAUAGUAUAUUUACCAAGAAAGGGGAUGAGAACAAGUGGCACGAGUUUCCCCUCUUGAAAUGGGACAUGAUUUUGUCUUCAGUCACAAGGAUCAAAAGCUCUACUUCUAUCAUCCUAAUAACCCUGUCAAGAUUUCGGAUUUCUCAGGGGAUAAUCCACGCCAAGAGGAUGGGUGAAGGUCGCGAGUUGUAUUGGCAAAAGUUACUUUACUCGAGCACACGCAUUGCAGUCACACUAUCUGGAGAUGUUUUGAUUGUAGCAUGCAUACUGUUUAGCUGCAAAACAUGGCAUUUUCGCAUCUACAAGACAAACCACAUGACCCGCGAGUGGGUUAAAAUCACUUCUUUGGGCAAUGAGGCCUUGAUCUACGACAUGGGUAUCACUGUUUCCGCCAAAAACAUCCCAGGGAUCAAAAGAAACUCAAUCUACUUCAGUGGCCUCGAUCAUGGCACAGAUGAUCCAGAUCAUAUAUUUGUCUAUGAUCUCUCCACCCAAAAGAUGCAAACUCUGCCACAACGAGUCUUCUCCUCCAUACAUUUCUCUGAUGCUCGAUGGUUCUUCCCUUGCUAG
Molecule: messenger RNA, 2316 nt
Organism: Thlaspi arvense
Lineage: Eukaryota; Viridiplantae; Streptophyta; Magnoliopsida; Brassicales; Brassicaceae
Source: the annotation of a GenBank genome assembly